Molecule: messenger RNA, 874 nt
Organism: Pezoporus flaviventris
Lineage: Eukaryota; Metazoa; Chordata; Aves; Psittaciformes; Psittacidae
Exons: 4
Coding region: 185-874 (229 amino acids)
Source: RefSeq, a predicted model, not a curated record
AUAAAGGGGAUGGAUCCCCAUGACAUAACUUGUCCAGACUUCCCUGGGAGCUGCUACGGUCUUGGCUCCUUUUGAGCUCUGUGAAGGUUAAGACAAGGCUCAGUCACAGCUCUGACCACUCUCUUCCCCUCCAGCAUCUUGGGAAAAUCACUCAAGCAGCUUCACUUCUGCCAGUGACAGAGGAAUGCUCUUCUUAGAAGUCUUCUUGAAGCUGGUGGAGUUGGCAGCUCUGCCCCAGAAAACUCUGUUUGACAUUAUCAGUCACUACCAGAGGAAGCUUAGGGACCAGAAAAACUGGAUGGAUGAUGACGCCUUCAAGUGUGGCAGAAAGAUUUGGAAAGAGGUGGUUUACCCUACUACACCUUCCUUUGCAAGCACUGCCCAUGACUCAGCUGGGAACAAAAAGAAGGCAGCAGCUCACACAAAGAGCCACAAAGGCAGCCCUUACACUCAGGUCCCCAUCUUCCUACAUCCUAAACAAGAUGCAGCAAUACUGAGGAAGCCAAGGAAGAGCUUGCAGAAGACAGCCAAGAACGCACAAUCCACACUGCUUGACACCCGCUGCUUCUGUGAGAGAAAACGGAUGCAGAAGAAGGCGCAGGCAGCCAAGCCGCCCCGGCAGAGCCCUGCCCUCUUGCAGCACAGCAGCCUGCUGAAGCUCUGGCACAAGCUCAGCGAGGACCACACGGACAGCCGGCUCUCCCACCGCACCGCAUGCACCUGCUCGUCCCUGUGGAACACCGGACGCGACCCGGAGGCAGGCACCGACUUCUGUGGGCUCUGUUACCUCAGAGCCCGGCGGCGGGCGAAGCAGAGAGCAGCCAUGGAAGCCAAGCUACGAUCGUGGCUGGAUGACAGCACCACAGGCCUGUGA